This is a messenger RNA of Panicum virgatum (switchgrass), 1569 nucleotides long. RefSeq names its product protein ALTERED XYLOGLUCAN 4-like. Gene Ontology annotation, molecular function: O-acetyltransferase activity. Gene Ontology annotation, cellular component: Golgi apparatus. Bases 21 to 1322 code for a protein of 433 amino acids. The transcript has 2 exons. Lineage: Eukaryota; Viridiplantae; Streptophyta; Magnoliopsida; Poales; Poaceae. The record is from RefSeq and is a predicted model, not a curated record.
UCUGCUAGUUCUGAUCAGAGAUGGGGGGAGCAGGGUACCAGCCACUGGAUCCCCACAACCAGAGGCCAUCCAGCAAACACCACGGCCGUUUCGUCUCCAGACCCGCCUGCGCUUGGCUCGUCCUCGGCGUCCUCUCCAUGGCGCUCCUCCACCUCCUCUGCUGCUCCCCUCCCGGCACCCAGCAGGCGGUGCUCUCCCCUCUGCGCCAGUACAUCAACAACACCUACUCCUUCGUCUCAUCAGUACCGGGAGAAGGACGGAGCUGCAACUACUCCGUGGGGAACUGGGUGUGGGCGCCGGGCCACGCGCGGCGCUACAACGCGACCGAGUGCAACGCCAAGGAGAGCCACGACUGCAUCCGGAACGGGCGGCCCGACACGCGCUACCUCGACUGGCGGUGGCAGCCGGCCGGCGGGUGCCCGCUGCCGGCGUUCGACGGCGGCGCGUUCCUCUCGGCGGUGCACGGCAAGCACGUCGCCUUCAUCGGCGACUCCAUGGCCCGGAACCAAGCCCAGUCCCUCAUCUGCCUCCUCAGCGCCGCGUUCCCGUACCGCCUCCUGCACCGCGACGAGGGGCCCCGGAGCUACAACUUCUGGCGCUACGCGUUCCCGGCGCACGGCGUGAGCGUGUCCUUCUACUGGAACCCGUUCCUCGUCAAGUCCACGGGCAAGUCGGAGGACGAGGCCGUCCGCGAGAACCACGUCCACCUCGACACGCCCGGCGACCGGUGGGGCGCCGACGCCGGCGCGUUCGACGUCGUGGUGCUCGGCGCCGCGCACUGGCUGCUGAACGGCGCCAUCUACUACAACGAGAGCAGGCUGAUCGGCGCCCACGGGUACCCGGAGCUCAACACGACGGGCCUCGGCUACGCGUGGCCGCUCCGCAUGGCGUACCGGACGGCGGUGGAGCGGCUGCGGUCGGACGGCCGGCCGAGGACGGUGGUGCUGGCCACCUUCUCCAUGUCGCACUUCGAGGGCAAGCCCACCGACGACCCCACGGCGUGCACGAGGACGGAGCCGUACAGGGACGGGGAGAAGGACAACGAGUGGGUGUUCAGGGAGGUGAGGGACAUCGUCUACGACGAGGCGGCGGCGGCGAGGGCGAGGGGCGGCGGGAACAGCACGCUGAGGGUCGAGGUGCUGGACGUGUCGAAGCUGGCCUCGCUGCGCCCGGACGGGCACCCCGGGCUGUACAUGCGCCCCAACCCGCUCGCCAACGGCAUGCCGGAGAGGAUGUACUCCGACUGCCUCCACUUCUGCCUGCCAGGGCCGGUCGACACCUUCAACGAGAUACUGCUGCAGAUCCUGAGGAAGAAGCGGUGAUCUCUGGCCGUCGGUUCGUUCCUGCGGUACACUGUUUGUCAUCUCUCUGGCCGUGCUCGUGGCUGCGUGCGUCGUCUAUAAGGAUCGGACCAUAUGAGUGUCAUGUAUACUUGUGCUUGAAAACAAGUUCUUAGAAGAGAUUAAGCUAGCUAAAUCUUGUCCUUAGGAGAUGAUUUAAUUUGUUUGAUAGGAGGAGAUGGUUUAAUGACUGUAUCAUGUUUUGGAGGAGAAAAUGAUUGUCCAAUAU